CUGCUGCUGACCGACCGGUACUACGCGACUCUGCUCUGCUACCCUGCACGAAAAGGCCCCGAUUUCUCACCCAUUUCCUCUCCUCCCCUCAUAAGAAGAAGCUUCCUCGUCGCCUCCUCCUCCUCCUCCUCCUCCUCCGUCAACCGAAAAAUCCAUCCCCCUUUGAGGUCCUGGGUCACUGCCGCGCUAAGCAACACGGCCAACCGCAGCGCGAAUCCCCCGAAGAAAAAGGCUUCGUUUCGGGAACCGCCGCCCGUCGUUGGUCUCUCGCUGUCGGAGUUCGGCGGCGGAGGGAGACGGAGCGACGGGUCUAGGUGGUGUAGCUGAGGAGGUGAGGACCGGCGGAAGCGGCUGGCUGAGUAAGCGGACCAAGAGGAGUUCCGGAAGAGGAAUCCAUUCCAAUCAUGGACUCGGAGCACUGGAUCUCGCGCCUCGCCGCCGCCAAGCGCUUCUACGCCGCGCAGCUCGGCCACAUCGACGAUAUGGCGGGGAUGGGGAUGGGGAUGGGGAUGGAGGAGGUGGACAUGGACAUGGAGGACGACGGGGAGAUGGACAUGGAGAUGGAGAUGCAGCUGGAGGAGGCAAGAUGGCCGGAGGUCGCCUGCCCCUACUGCUACGAGGACUACGACCUCGGCUCCCUCUGCGUCCACCUCGAGGAGGACCACCCCUACGAGCCACACCCCGCGCCUUGCCCCAUCUGCUCUGAAAAGAUUACAAGAGAUAUGCUAAAUCAUAUCACCAUGCAUCACGGUUACUUGUUCAAGAAUGGCAGCCGGUUGCGCAGAUUCGUUAUUCCCGAGCGCCGUGCACUUUCUUUACUGAGCCGAGAUCUACGUGAUGCUCAUUUGCAGGCGCUUCUAGGAGGCGGUCAUAGUCAUAGGUCAAGGAACACCACCACCACCACUACAAAUAUUUAUGCUGAUCCGCUGCUUUCAUCGUUUGGCCUGGGCUUUGCAACAUCAGAUGCCGAGGAGCCAUCAAAAUCAUCAGUUCCGGUUCUUGAUGAUACUUCACUUCUUAAGGAGGCGCCUCCUCAACCUUGGGAAUCAAGUAUCGACUCGUCCCUCACAAGCGAGGAAAGGGAACAAAAGCGGAAACAAGCCACUAGCAGGGCGACCUUUGUGCAAGACCUGGUCCUCUCCACUUUAUUUGGAGACGACUGAGUGCUCAAAUGGCCCUACAUUUUCCUUGUUAGAUGGGUGCUUCCUUCACGCUGAUUCAGAUAGAACUGCAGCACUCUGCCUUGAGUUGGUCAAUCUUAACUUGGGCGACAGGGAGAAGUGCGUCUGGUGGUGCACCGUUUCUUCGUGUCAGUCAAGUGCGGAUUUUAUUUGGGCUUGACACAUACACCUUAAUUUAUGGUAGCUUGUCCCGUAUUUCUCUUUGUCGCCGCAUUAUCGGACAGCGGUUCCUUGCCUUGUACCAUCCUUUUCAUCGUCAAGGGACAAUCGUCUGUACCAACAUCACAGGGCUGUUACAUACGCUACACAAUGCAAUGAGAAAUAUAGAAGUUCCACCUGUGUGGAAGAAAUAAGCAGAACUCAGGUCCUUGUAUGUCACACAAGUGUUGUGCUAUGGACAAGGAAUGUGUGGUGAGGAUGGUGUUGCUCUUUGUGUGAACGUUAACUGCUGUGGAUUUCCACACGCUGACAAUGGUAACUGGCAAUGGGAAUUCCACGCUGAGUCGCUGAA
This is a messenger RNA of Hordeum vulgare subsp. vulgare (domesticated barley), 1692 nucleotides long. RefSeq names its product protein DEHYDRATION-INDUCED 19 homolog 3-like. The coding region runs from base 405 to 1163 and encodes 252 amino acids. The record is from RefSeq and is a predicted model, not a curated record. Lineage: Eukaryota; Viridiplantae; Streptophyta; Magnoliopsida; Poales; Poaceae. The transcript is spliced from 5 exons.